AUUGUCCAAGGUGGUAACACACCUUCAAUGACAAUGCCAUCUGUCAAAAACAUUGGUCAGACAGGCCGAGUAUAUGGCAGAGAGGACGGUAAAAUAAUCUUGCUAGGACAGCUCAUUGAAGUCGUGUAGCUAGCUAACUCUAUUCUAACGGCCACAGAUAUCUUAACACACAUACAUAUAUAUAUAUAUAUUAGCUAGCAAGUUUAUAUCACAUUUGCCUAGCUAGGACUAGACAGAAUCUUGACUUUAGCCAGCUACAGUAUAGGUAGCGAUGUAGCUAGCUGACUAGCUUCAGUAGUUAGCUGGCUUCCCGCGCUAGUCGUGUAAUUUACGUGUUGCAUCGAGCAGUGUCGGUGUCAAAAAGUAGCUAAUAAUAGUUACUUGACAGAUCACUGCACCCUGAAUCGCAAACUUGUGCUGAAGACUGGUGAUGGAUUUUCUUGCUGGCUGCAUUGGAGGUGCUGCCGGAGUCUUAGUAGGACACCCUUUUGACACGGUUAAGGUGAGACUACAGGUCCAGAAUGUUGACAAGCCUCUUUACCGCGGGACCUACCACUGUUUCCAGUCCAUCGUACGGCAGGAGUCAAUGUUUGGGCUGUACAAAGGCAUCGGCUCCCCCAUGAUGGGCUUAACCUUUGUCAAUGCCAUAGUGUUUGGAGUUCAGGGCAACACCAUGCGUUACCUGGGCCAUGACACCCCUAUGAACCAGUUCCUGGCUGGGGCCACAGCUGGGGCAAUACAGUGUGUCGUCUGCUGCCCCAUGGAGUUGGCCAAGACACGCAUGCAGAUGCAAGGCACUGGGGAGAAGAAGUCCAAGAGGAAGCUGUACAAGAACUCCCUGGACUGUCUAGCACAUAUCUACAAGCGGGAGGGGCUGCUGGGCGUGAACCGCGGCAUGGUCACCACGUUGAUCCGAGAGACCCCCUGCUUUGGAGUCUACUUCCUGACCUACGACAUCCUAACCCGCUCCAUUGGCUGCGAGCCCGGUGACCGUCACAUGAUCCCCAAGCUGCUCUUUGCCGGCGGGAUGUCCGGGGUCACCUGCUGGCUGUCCACCUAUCCUGUGGACGUGAUUAAGUCCCGCCUCCAGGCGGACGGGGUGGGCGGAGUCUACCAGUACAGCAGCAUCGCUGACUGCGUGCGGCAGAGUGUGAAGAGAGAGGGGCUCAUAGUGUUCACGCGAGGUCUCACCUCCACCCUGCUCAGGGCGUUUCCCGUCAACGCUGUCACCUUUGCCACAGUCACUCUGGUGCUGAUGUACGCACGGGGGGUGGAGGGGCCAAAGGACAGUGAACCCGCGACCCCCGUCACAGCUCACCACACACAGCUGCAGCAGCAGGCCCAAGCCUCCAGCCUGUGACCUGAGUAUGGAGGUGUUAAACCCACCUGAGCUGCUCUACUGUCGGGUGGGGGAGGGAGGGAAACCCAUAGGGCCAAAUGCACUUUGAAUCUGAGUAUGGAAGCACAUAUACAUACAGCUGAAUCAGGAGUCUAUCUAUAGAUAUGCAGUGUCUCCACUUGACUUGUAAAUAUCAUUUACUCAAAGCACUGAUAUCGUUGGAAGAUGAGAUAAAGAAAGAAAAUUGAAUGUAGUGAGACAGAUGCUGAACCCAAAGCUUGAUAUGCCUCUAAUAUUUCUUCCAAAAACCAAAAUAGUUAUGGUUAGGUCGCUGGUACUAACUGGUACAAUCACACUAACUAGGAGUGUAAAUCCAAUCAAAUUUUAUGUGUCACAUACUUUGUAGACAACAGGUGAAAUGCUUACUUACGGAUCCUUUUCCCAACAAUGCAGAGCUAACGAUAAGAUAUAUUUUUUGAAUAAAAAUAGGGACGUGGGGAUUAAAUACACAGUAAAUAAGAAUAAUGAUUCAAAAUAACAUGGCACAAACGAUGUGCAGGGGUACUAGGUAAUUGAGGUACAGUUGAAGUCGGAAGUUUACAUACACCUUAGUCAAAUGCGUUUAAACUCAGUUUUUCACAAUUCCUGACAUUUUAAUCCUAGUUAAAAUGUCCUGUCUUAGGUCAGUUAGGAUCAACACUUUAUUUUAAGAAUGUGAAAUGUCAGAGUAAUUGUAGAGUGAUUUUAUUUAGGCUUUUAUUUAUUUCAUCACAUUCCCAGUGGGUCAGAAGUUUACAUACACUCAAUUAGUAUUUGGUAGCAUUGCCUUUAAAUUGUUUAACUUGGGUCAAACAUUUUGGGUAGCCUUCCACAAGCUUCCCCCACAGUAAGUUGGGUGAAUUUUGGCCCAUUCCCCCUGACAGAGCUGGUGUAACUGAGUCAGGUUUGUAGGCCUCCUUGCUCGCACAUGCUUUUUCAGUUCUGCCCACAUAAUUUUCUUUAGGAUUGAGGUCAGGGCUUGACUUUGUUGUCCUUAAACCAUUUUGCCACAACUUUGGAAGUAUGCUUGGACUCAUUGUCCAUUUGGAUGACUCAUUUGUGACCAAGCUUUAACUUCCUGACUGAUGUCUUGAUGUUGCUUCAAUAUAUCCACAUAAUUUUCCUGCCUAGUGAUGCCAUCUAUUUUGUAAAGUGCACCAGUUCCUCCUGCAGCAAGGCACCCCAACAACAUGAUGCUGCCACCCCCGUGCUUCACGGUCCUCCAAACAUAACGAUGGUCAUUAUGGCCAAACAGUUCCGUUUUUGUUUCAUCAGACCAGAGGAUAUUUCUCCAAAAAGUACAAUAUUUGUCCCCAUGUGCAGUUUCAAACCGUAGUCUUGUAUUUUUUAUGUAGGUUUUGGACCAGUGGCUUCUUCCUUGCUGAGCGGCCUUUCAGGUUAUGUGGAUAUAGAUACUUUUGUACCUGAUUCCUCCAGCAUCUUCACAAGGUCCUUUGCUGUUGUUCUGGGAUUGAUUUGCACAUUUCGCAGUACAUUCAUCUCUAGGAGACAGAACGCGUCUCCUUCCUGAGCGGUAUGAUGGCUGCGUGGUCCCAUGGUGUUUAUACUUGCGUACUAUUAUUUGAACAGAUGUACGUGGUACCUUCAGGCAUUUGGAAAUUGCUCCCAAGGAAGAACCAGACUUGUGGAGGUCUACAAAAAAAAUGUCUGAGGUCUUGGCUGAUAUCUUUUGAUUUCCCCAUGAUGUCAAGCAAAUAGGCACUGAGUUUGAAGGUAGGCCUUGAAAUGCAUCUAUAGGUACACCUCCAGUUGACUCAAAUGAUGUCAAUUAGCCUAUCAGAAGCUUCUAAAGCUAUGGCAUCAUUUUCUGGAAUUUUCCAAGCUGUUGAAAGGCACAGUCAACUUAGUGUAUGUAAUCUUCUGACCCACUGGAAUUGUGAUACAGUGAAAUACAAUUGUGUGUCAUGCACAAAGUAGAUGUCCUAACCAACUUGCCAAAACUAUAGUUUGUUAACAAGAAAUUUGUGGAGUGGUUGAAAAACUAGUUUUAAUGACUCCAACCUAAGUGUAUGUAAACUUCCGACUUCAACUGUAGCUAUGUUGUGUACAUAUAAAUAGGGGUGAAGUGACAAGGCCUCAGGAUAGAUAAUACACAGUAGUAACAGCAGCAGCGUGCGUGCGUGUUCGUUUUUAACUAUACUUGUGGGCACCAGAAGUUCCCUCAUGAAUAGUACACUAACAAAAUAUUUACCAACUGGGUACAGUUUGUUCCCCACAAGGUCAAAUGCUAUUUCUAGCGGGUGUAGCAUUAAAAAUGAGUGUUAGGUUUAUGGGUUAGGGAGAAUUAGGAUUUUGAAUUGGACUGAAAUGUGUGUCCACACAUGAUUAGUUGUACAAGACUGUGUGGCACCCCUGUGUUGAGGGUCAGCAUGGUGAAUGUGGUGUUGCCUACCUUCACCACCUGGGGGAGGCCCAUCAGGAAGUCCAGGAUCCAGUUGCAGAGGGACAGGGGGAUACCUAGUCAGUUGUUCAACUGAAAUGUGUCUUCCACAUUUAACCCAACCCCUCUGAAUCAGAGGACGUGUUCAGUUCCAGAGACCUUAGCUUAGUGCCCUCAAAGCUCAUCACUAUGGUGUUGAACCCUGAGCUGUAGUUAAUAAACAGCAUUCUCACGUCGGUGCUCCUUUUGUCUAAGUGGGAAAGUACAGUGUGGAGUGCAAUAGAGACUGUUUCAUCUAUGGAUCUGUUUGGACGAUAUACGAUUUGGAGUGGGUCCAGGGUGUCUGGGAUGAUGGUGUUGAUGUGAGCCAUGACCAGACUUUCAUGGUUACAGAUGUGAGUAUUACGGGGCGAUAGUCAUUUAGACAUGUUACCUUGGCUUUCUUGGACACAGGAAUAUGGUGGUCUGCUUGAAACAUGUACACUACUGUUCAAAAGUUUGGGGUCACGUAGAAAUGUCUUUGUAUUUUAAAGAAAGCAACAACAAAAAAAAGUCAAUAUAAAAUAAUGUCAAAUUGAUGCCUCACAAGUCCUCAACUGGCAGCUUCAUUAAAUAGUACCCGCAAAGCACCAGUCAACGUCAACAGUGAAGAGGCGACUCCGGGAUGCUGUCCUUCUAGGCAGAGUUCCAUUAUCCAGUGUCUGUUCUUUUGCCCAUCAUAAUCUUUUAUUUUUAUUGGCCAGUCUGAGAUAUGGCUUUUUCUUUGCAUCUCUGCCUAGAAGGCCAUCAUCCCGGAGACGCCUCUUCACUGUUAACCUUGAGACUGGUGUUUUGCGGGUACAAUUUUAAUGAAGCUGCCAGUUGAGAACUUGUGAGGUGUCUGUUUCUCGACCUAGACACACUAAUGUACUUGUCCUCUUGUUCACUUGUGCACCGGGGCCUCCCACUCCUCUUUCUAUCCUGGUGAAAGCCAGUUUGCUCGGUUCUGUGAAGGGAGUAGUACACAGUGUUGUACCAGAUCUUCAGUUUCUUGGCAAUUUCUCACAUGGAAUAGCCUUCAUUUGUCAGAACAAGAAUAGACUGACGAGUUUCGGAGAAAAGUCCUUUGUUUCUGGCCAUUUUGAGCCUGUAAUCGAACCCACAAAUGCUGAUGCUCCAGAUACUCAACUAGUCUAAAGAAGGCCAGUUUUAUUGCUUCUUUAAUUAGAACAACAGCUUUCCGCUGAGCUAACAUAAAUGCAAAAGGGUUCUCUGAUGAUAAAUUAGCCUUUUUAAAAGGAUAAACUUGGAUUAGCUAACACAACGUGACAUUGGAACACAGGAGUGAUGGUUGCUGAUAAUGGGCCUCUGUACACCUAUUUAGAUAUUAUUAAAAAUCAGCCGUUUCCAGCUACAAUAGUCAUUUACAACAUUAACAAUGUCUACACUGUAUUUCUUAUCAAUUUGAUGUUAUUUUAAUGGACAAAAACUAAUUUAUUCUUUCAAAAACAAGGACAUUUCCAGGUGACUCACCUUUUGAACGGUAGUGUAGGUAUUACGAACUGGAUCAGGUAGAAAGUGUCAGUGGAGAAGACACUUGCCAGCUGCUCAGCGGAUGCUCUUGCAUUGUUCAGUGUUGCUUGCCUUGAAGCGAGCAUAGAAGGCAUUUAGCUCGUCUGGUAGGCUCGUAUCACUGGGCAGCUCGUGAUUGGGUUUCUUUUUGUAAUCUGUGAUAGUUUGCAAGCCUUGCUCUAUCCGACGAACGUAAGAGCUGGUUUAGUAGGAUUCGAUCUUAGUCCUGUAUUGACACUGCCUGUUUGAUGGUUCAUCGGAAGGCGUAGUGGGACUUCUUAUAAGUGUCCGGAUUAGUGUUCCGCUCCUUGAAAGCAGAAGCUUUAGCUCAGUGCGGAUGUUGCCUGUAAUCUAUGGCUUCUGGUUGGGAUAUGUAUGUACGGUCACUGUGGGGAUGAUGUAGUCGAUGCACUUAUUAAUGAAGCUGGUGACUGAUGUGGUAAACUCCUCAAUGCCAUCGAAUGAAUCUCGGAACAUAUUCCAUUCUGUGCUAGCAAAACGGUGAUGUAGCAUAGCAUCCGCUUCAUCGGACCACUUCCAAUUGAGCGUGUCGAUGGUACUUCCUGUUUGAGUUUUUGCUUGUAAGCAGGAAUCAGGAAGAUCGAGUUAUGGUCAGAUUUGCCAAAUGGAAGGCGAGGGAGAGCGUUGUAUGCUUCUCUGUGUGGAGUGAAGGUGGUCUAGAGUUUUUUUUUUUUUUUUUUUUUUUUCCUCUAGUUGCCAGUGGUGUAAAAAUACUUUAAAGUACUAAAGUAUUUUUUGGUUAUCUGUACUUUAUUUUAUAUUUGAAGAAUAUAAUGUACUUUUCCCUGACACCCAAAAGUACUCGUUACAUUUUGAAUGCUUAGCAGGACAAUUUGCACACUAAUCAAGAGAACAUCCCUGGUUAGCCCUACUGCCUAUUAUCUGGCAGACUCACUUAGCAGAAAUACUUUGUAAAAUAAGAAAAUCCUGCUGUCUGGUUUGCUUAAUAUAAGGAAUUUGAAAUGAUUUAUAAUUUAAAUUUUGAUACUUAAGUAUAUGUUGGCUAUUUAAACUUACUUUUGAUACUAAAGUACAUUUAAAACCAAAUACUUUUAGACUUAAGUAGUAUUUUACUGGGUCACUUUCACUUGAGUCAUUUUCUUAAGGUAUCUUUACUUAUACUCAAGUAUGACAAUUGGGUACUUUUUCCACCACUACUGGUUGUGUAGGUGAAAUGCUGGUAGAAAUGAGUAAACUGAAAAAAGUUUUUUCUUGCAUUAAAAUCAGCGGCCACUAGGAGCGCUGCAGCUGUCUGAGCAUUUUCUUGUUGGCUUAUGACCCUAAUAUAGCUCGUUGAGUGCAGCCUUAUUGCCAGCAUCAGUUUGUGGUGGUAAAUAGCCAGCUAUGAAAAAUACUACAGCUUAUCAUGAGGUAUUCUAACUCCGGCAAGCAGAGACUUCUUUAAUUUUAGAAAUUGCGCACCCAUGUAGUUGUUAAAGGUCUGAUUAUGCAGUUUAUUCUCGUAUAGCUCUGUCCUCCUUGCACAGUAACUAUUCAGUAGUCUACUUUGGCCUCUAAGUAGACUUAUAUGUAGAGUAGUAGUUGAACUAAAGCACUUCUCAUGUCUGAGCUGAAAUAACAUACUGUACCUCAGCGAUAUCUGAAUGCUGAAGGAAAGCUCAAGAUGUGAUGUUCUGUUUGAAACGAAUGUGAAUCAAAGAGUUGGCAAUAAUUUGAUGUAUCUUAUUGUGUGUUUUUAGAUGGAAUUUGUUUUGUCUUUGGUGUUAUACUUGUGUAUAAAUGUGAGAUUAAUUAUAUUUUUGUUUUUAAUUCUGUGUUUUGGCAUAAUUUCUCUGUAAAAAAUAUUGAAAAUGCUGCAGUGAGGAUUUUUGUGUGUGCAGCUUUAUGCAUGUUUGGUCAGUAUCAGAUCUUUAUUAUUAGUUGAGCCUGAAUGUUACUGCCAUUGCUGUUACCUAAUCUAGUUGCUUCUUGGACUGAUAACCGAUUGGCUCUCCUCAUCCUGUUCUUUAGUAUAUCUGUUACUGUUAACUCUGGGCCAUUAGAGGGUUUGUAAUUGGGUGUUUAUGCCUGUUUUUUUUUUUUACUGGUUUGUGAGCAACCGAGUAAUAUUUCCACAGAUUGGCAGUAUUCUUUCCUAUAUGUAUGAUGAACAUUUGUAUGUUGUUCUUGAAUGAGGGUAUUCAUAUAGUAGGAUAUACACAUUUAUUGCCUUGAUACACAAUAUCCAUGUCUGUAAGGGGGUGAAGAAUACGCACAUUGAAUUGUCUAGUUGUGUUGCUGCUCUAAAUAACUAUCACUGUCAUAACCUUCUGAAACAUAAAGGAUUCAGGAAAAUCCAAAGUGACAUUAUUUAAGAGAUUCUAUGACAUAAUGGCAUUAUCUAAAACGGCCACAAUUACAUCAUAAUGUAAUUCAAUUCAAUUCAAUUCAAGGGCUUUAUUGGCAUGGGAAACAUGUGUUAACAUUGCCAAAGCAAGUGAGGUAGACAACAUACAAAGUGAAUAUAUAAGGUGAAAAACAACAAAAAUUAACAGUAAACAUUACACAUACAGUAAUUCUCUUAAACUGACAAUGACUUACUCUAAAAUAGCCAUUAUGAUGUUAUACAGUGCAUUCGGAAAGUAUUCGGAUUCCUUCACUUUUUCCACAUUUAGGAUUUGCAAAGAAGAAUGGGAGAAACCCCCCAAAUACAGGUGUGCCAAGUUAGUAGCGUCAUACCCAAGAAGACUCAACGCUGUAAUCACUGCUAAAGGUGCGUCAAACAAGUACUGAGUAAAGGGUCUGAAUAAUGAUGUAAAUGUGAUAUUUCUGGGGGGGGGGUUUAUAUAAAGUUGAAAAAAUGUCUAAACCUGUUUUUGUCAUUAUGGGGUAUUGUGUAUAUAUUUUGAUAAGCGGGGGAAAAACUAUCGAAUCCUUUGGUUGGUUAGGGGUUAUUUGCAGCUUGGAUAAAACAGCCACAACCUUUAUAAUACUGCUGUCCUGCGGUCUACUGAAUUGUGAUUAUGGUUGUGGGGUAAUGAGGGGGAAAUAUUGCUGAGUGACAUUGUUUGCCAGUCAGAUUUGCCAGUGCUAAUUGUUCCUUUUAACCUAUUUUCUGUUCAUUUGAACCUCUUGUAUGUUUAUUGUGCUUAAUUGUAUUCAUUUCAAUGUUCUCAUACUCCUUCAGUCCUAGACACACCUGAGGCUAAAGUUAACAGACAAUUACAAAUCAUUUAGACUCUAGCUUUGUGGGAAGAUGCAAUAUGUACAAGUUAUGUCUGAUAAAUCAUUUAAAAAAGGAAAAUGUAAAUAUAAAACUAUAUUUUUCAAUUAGUUGUGGUGUCUUCAAUAUUUGUUUUCUAAGAGUUUUGAAGGUAUUUUUCUCUUGUGAAGUUUGCUGUUACAAACUUAAAAGAUGAAGACACUGAUAUUUUUGUAACGAACUAAUGAAGCUUAUCCAGCUUUGGUUCAGCGAGGUGACUUGUAGAAAAUGCGGAAAUCAAUAAACGAUAAAACAAG
This is a messenger RNA of Oncorhynchus nerka (sockeye salmon), 8810 nucleotides long. RefSeq names its product mitochondrial basic amino acids transporter-like. Lineage: Eukaryota; Metazoa; Chordata; Actinopteri; Salmoniformes; Salmonidae. The record is from RefSeq and is a predicted model, not a curated record. The transcript has 5 exons. Bases 431 to 1360 code for a protein of 309 amino acids. Gene Ontology annotation, cellular component: mitochondrion. Gene Ontology annotation, molecular function: high-affinity L-arginine transmembrane transporter activity. Gene Ontology annotation, biological process: mitochondrial L-ornithine transmembrane transport.